CGGCGCGGGCGGGCGGCCGGGGCGGCGGGGGCGGCUGCUCACCUAGCCGGGCGAACCGGCGGGCAGACUUUGCCUCCAGCCUCUAUAAAAGGUAACGGCGGCGUGAGUCAGAGCCCCCGCCUCCCUCCGCCCGCUCUCACGUACGCACGGCCCGCGCGGGCAGCCAGGCACCGAGCCGGCGGCCGUCCCGCAGCCGGGCACUCGUCGGAGAUGAGCCGCGCCGCGCUGCCGCUCGCCCUGCUGCUGCCGCUGCUGCUGGGGGCGGCGGCGGCCGCGCACAGCGCCGAGGACGCGCCGCACUCCCACGAGAGAGGUCCUGGCCGGGGUCACUGGAGCUAUAAAGACCGGCAGGAGUGGGUCUUGCACUACCCGAACUGCGAGAGCACGAUGCAGUCGCCCAUCAACAUCGACCUAGCCAAGACCAUCUUCAGCCCCCAGCUGCGGCCGAUCCAGCUCUCUGGCUACAGCCUGCCCUCCAAGGAGAGGCUCAAGCUGAAAAACAACGGACACACAGUUGUCCUUGAGCUGCCCGAGUCGCUGGCCAUCACCGGUGGCUAUGCCCAGCAGUACAGAGCCAUACAGCUGCACCUGCACUGGGGCUCCCCGACGGGACCUGGCUCGGAGCACACCAUCAAUGAUCACCGCUUUCCCGGGGAGAUCCAUGUGGUCCACUACAACACCAAGUAUGACAGCUUUGAGGAGGCCAUGGUCCGCCCAGAUGGCCUGGCAGUGCUGGCAGCCUUCCUGCAGGUUGGGCCAAGGGAGAAUCCGUACUAUCGGCAAAUACUUGAGCAUCUGUACGAAAUCCAAGGAGAAGAUGAAGAAGUCUUUGUGCCUGGAUUCAACAUCGCAGGCCUGCUGCCUGCCAACCUGGACCUCUACUUCCGCUACAACGGCUCUCUGACCACCCCUCCCUGCUAUCAGUCAGUGAAGUGGACAGUCUUCAACCAGACCGUGCAGCUGUCUCAAGAUCAGAUCUCCGAGCUGGUGUCGACCCUGAGAGGGGACGACGACAGCCCUCUGCAGAACGUUUUCCGGGAGUGGCAGAAGCUGCAUGGGCGGCACGUGCUGGCGAGUUUCCAGGCUGCCCUCACGUUGGUGAAGCAGCUGCCAACUCCUGAUAGCAGAGGCUCUCCACGGAGGCCACCCCUCGGGGGUGCUGCGGGGGCCAGGCCCAGCCUGGCCCCACGAGCAGGUGGUGACGGCUCAUCAGAGGCAGGUGCAGAAAAACACACCAGUUCGUUUCAGGCAGGGGACGUGCUGGCCGUGCUCUUCGGGGUGCUCUUUGCUGUCACAGCAGUGGCGUUCGUACUCUACAUCCACAAGCACCGCAGCCAGAACGCACGGCUGGACGCACCGAACAAAUCCAAGGUCAUCUACACAGCAGCCACCACAGACGAGAACGCGGUGUGAGCCCUGUGAUCUUGCAGCAGUCCUGGCACUACUGGCUCAGCCUGCCACCCCACACCCCAGCCCUCCUGCCCCAGCUGAUGGGAGGGCUGUCACUCCAGUGUCCCUCUGCUGCAUGGGCUGCCGCACAGAGACUUCACCUGGGGCAGCAUCUGGCCUCAGCAGCUAUUUUUGUUACAAAAAGAUAAAAAUACAUAUAAAAAGUAGAAAGCC
Molecule: messenger RNA, 1623 nt
Organism: Dromaius novaehollandiae (emu)
Lineage: Eukaryota; Metazoa; Chordata; Aves; Casuariiformes; Dromaiidae
Product: carbonic anhydrase 9
Exons: 13
Coding region: 211-1413 (400 amino acids)
Biological process (GO): one-carbon metabolic process
Cellular component (GO): plasma membrane
Molecular function (GO): zinc ion binding; carbonate dehydratase activity
Source: RefSeq, a predicted model, not a curated record